AUGGAGGAAAAAGAGAAGAAAAAGCAUCGUGCAAAGCAUAGCGGGCCGAAGGCAGAGAAAAAAAGGAAACGUUACCUCAAUGAUCUAGGAAUAGGAGACGAGGAGAAUGCGCGGAAGAGAAACCCCAAAGCCUUUACGGUCCAGUCCGCUGUGCGGAUGGCCAGAACUUUCCAUAGAACUCAGGAUUUGAAGACUAAAAAACAUCACAUUCCUGUGGUUGACCGUACUCCUUUGGAGCCACCUCCUGUGGUGGUGGUUGUAGUCGGCCCUCCCAAGGUUGGGAAGAGCACCUUAAUAAAAUGUCUCAUUAAGAACUUCACAAGGCAAAAACUGGUUGAAAUCCGAGGUCCUGUAACAAUUGUUUCAGGUAAAAAACGCAGGCUAACUAUUAUUGAAUGUGGGUGUGACAUUAACACAAUGAUUGACCUGGCUAAAGUUGCUGAUUUGGUUCUAAUGCUUAUUGAUGCCAGCUUUGGAUUUGAGAUGGAAACGUUUGAAUUCCUGAACAUUUGUCAGGUACAUGGCUUUCCCAAAAUUAUGGGAGUUCUUACCCACUUGGAUACCUUCAAGAACAACAAACAAUUAAAGAAAACUAAAAAGAAGUUAAAGCACAGAUUCUGGACUGAAGUGUAUCCGGGUGCUAAGCUGUUUUAUCUCUCUGGGAUGGUUCACGGAGAAUAUCAAAAGCAAGAAAUUCACAAUUUGGGGCGUUUUAUCUCGGUUAUGAAAUUCCGACCUCUUACUUGGCAAACAUCUCACCCGUAUGUUCUCGUGGACAGAAUGGAAGAGUUGACAAAUCCAGAAGAUGUUCGAAUCAAUCCCAAAUGUGACAGGAAGGUAUCACUUUAUGGAUAUUUGAGAGGAGCACACCUAAAAAGCAAAAGUCAAAUUCAUAUGCCAGGUGUAGGAGACUUUACUGUGAGUGAUGUGAGUUUCCUACCAGACCCCUGUGCUCUACCUGAACAGCAGAAGAAGCGUUCUUUAAAUGAGAAAGAGAAACUAGUCUAUGCCCCUCUUUCAGGAGUUGGGGGCAUUGUGUAUGAUAAAGAUGCUGUUUAUAUUGACCUUGGUGGAAGCCAUGCUCAUCAAAAAGAAGAGGAGGAAGUGAGACCAAAUAACGAACUAGUUCAGAGCCUCAUCUCCACGCAUUCAGCCAUUGAUGUUAAGAUGGCAUCAAGCAAGGUCUCUCUCUUCAUGGACUCUAGACCCCUAGGUUCAGAAGAUGUAGGACAAGAGUUUGUGAUGCCAAAAGAAGAGAGACAGGUUGAUUUGAAGACUGGAAGAGUACGUCGGAAGGCAUUAUUUGAAGAAGAGGAGAAAGAAAAUGACGAUGCGGUAAGUGAUGAGGAAGACGACCAAGAAGAAGAAGAAGAAGCUAUGUCUGAGGAUGGGAGCGAUGGCGAUGAUGAAGAUGAUGCUGAGGAAGAAGGUGACAGAGAGCUGCUAGGGGAAGAGGUGGCUCUUGGGAGAGCCAAACGCCUGAAAACAGAGAUGGCUAGAGAGGAAACUAUGAAUGAACUGCCAGCAUUUGCAGACAGUGAUGAUGAUCUUGAGAUGAGUUCUGAAGGAGAAGAAGGAAGAACUGCCCUGGAAGAGAACGAGAUGGAGGAGGAUGAUGAUGAGGAGGAUGAUGAUGAGCAAAGGACUUACGAAAAUGAAAGCUCAGAUAGUGAAUUUGAGGCUGCAAGCAAGAGAGUUGCUGAAUCCAAGCAGUACGAAAUAAAUAGUGAAGAUGCAGAAAUGAGAUCACAAGUCUUAGAUCACGGUCUGAAAAGAAAAGCAGUGCUCACUACAGAUUCAGGAAACUGCACAGCAGAAGAGGCAUCAGAAUCUGAGGCUGAAAACUCUUCCCUCGAUGAGGGCGAUGAUGAAGAAGGAUCACAUGAUGAAGAUGCAAAUAGGAAGGGAUUUCAGCACACUCAAGCAAAGAAAGCUGAUAGUAUUAGACAGACUAAACUUAAAGCUCUAGAAGCUGAGGAUGAUGAUGACGUGGAGAAUCUACUGAGAGAGGAAGAGGAGUAUGAAGAAAAAAUAGAUUUUUCUACUGAUACAACAGGUGCACUUAAGUGGAAAGAGGACCUUACACAGAAGGCAGCUGAAGCCUUUCUAAGACAGCAACGUUCAACCCCCAAUCUUCGUAAACUCAUCUAUGGAACAGCUGUCAAGGAUGAGGACCAUGAGAGUGAGGAUGCAGGUGAUGAACUUGGAGGUUUGUUUCAUGUCAGCCGUCCAGACAAAGCAUCCAAACAGAAGGCUAAUGCUCUUGACUGUUCCAAAUUUCCGAUAGAAAAGCCGCAAGAUUGGGAUUUAGAAGAGGUUGUGAGCAGUAUUCGAGACUGCUUUGUUACUGGAAGGUGGGAAGAUGAUAAAGAUGCAGCAAAGUUGUUGGAGGAAGAUGAAGAACUGUAUGGAGAUUUUGAAGACCUUGAAACCGGUGUUGUGCACAAAGGAAAGCCUGCUGCUGAAGGAGAUGAGUCUGGAAGUGAAGAUGAUGAGGAAGAUGGAAAAAUGUCCAAACCAGAACCGGAGGAGGAGGAAAAGAAAAAGGAGCGCAUGGACAAGAAACGCAAACUGAAGGAAAUGUUUAAUGCAGAGUAUGAUGAAGGGGAUGCCACAUACUUUGAUGAUCUUAAAGAAGAAAUGCAUAAACAAGCACAGCUUAACCGAGCAGAAUUUGAAGAUCAAGAUGAUGAGACCAGAGUGCAGUAUGAAGGCUUUCGGCCUGGGAUGUAUGUUCGAAUAGAGAUUGAGAAUGUCCCAUGUGAAUUUGUCCUGAAUUUUGACCCUCAUUAUCCUAUUAUCCUGGGUGGUUUAGGCAACAGCGAAGGAAAUGUCGGAUACGUACAG
Molecule: messenger RNA, 2847 nt
Organism: Balearica regulorum gibbericeps (East African grey crowned-crane)
Lineage: Eukaryota; Metazoa; Chordata; Aves; Gruiformes; Gruidae
Source: RefSeq, a predicted model, not a curated record